AUGAGCUAUCGCGCGGAGCCGGAGGCGCUGGCCGCCUCCUACCGCCACCUCUCCGCGGGGUCCCCGCGGCGGCGCGCGGAGGCGGCGGAGGCGGCCUGGGAGCUGCGCCCGUCCGGGCCCAGCGAGCGGCAGCAGCUGCAGGGCCUCAACGAGCGCUUCGCCGGCUACAUCGAGCGGGUGCGGGCGCUGGAGCAGCGCAACGCGGCGCUGGCGGCGGAGCUGAGCGCGCUGCGGCUGCGCGCCCGCGACGCCGCCCUCGAGAGCCUGCGCGGAGCCCGCGACUCCCUGGAGCGGCAGCUGCGCGACUCGGCCGAGCGGCACAGCGCGGAGGCGGCCGGCUUGCAGGACACCAUCGGGCAGCUGGAGGACGACCUCCGAAACACCAAGAAUGAGAUGGCCCGGCACUUGAGGGAGUAYCAGGACCUGCUUAACGUGAAGAUGGCCCUCGACAUCGAGAUAGCCGCCUACAGGAAGCURCUGGAGGGGGAGGAGACGUACUUCAGCGAUGGAAGCAUCAGCCUUGGAGCCUCCAACCCAUUCCCUAACUCCACUUACUCUUUCCAGCCAAAGGGCUUUAGCUCCUCCAUGACCACUGGCACAAAAGCAUUCCCUCUGUCUAUCAGGAAAGAGGAGGAAGAGGAAGUCAUUAAAGUGGCCUCCCGAAUAUCAUCCAGCCGGGCUGAAGUGAUAGAGGAGACCAUAACCUCCACCAAAAAGAUGGAGAGAGCCAACCUGCGCCAAGGGAGCCUAACAGCUGUAAACAUGUAACCAGGGCUCUCCUGGCCCUUUUGCAUUCGAGGGGGAUCAG
Messenger RNA from Nothoprocta perdicaria, 808 nucleotides. It is a transcript of the gene INA, whose product is annotated as internexin neuronal intermediate filament protein alpha. Gene Ontology annotation, biological process: intermediate filament organization. The record is from RefSeq and is a predicted model, not a curated record. The coding region runs from base 1 to 768 and encodes 255 amino acids. The transcript has 4 exons. Gene Ontology annotation, molecular function: structural constituent of cytoskeleton. Lineage: Eukaryota; Metazoa; Chordata; Aves; Tinamiformes; Tinamidae. Gene Ontology annotation, cellular component: cytoplasm; intermediate filament.